Messenger RNA from Carassius auratus (goldfish), 3005 nucleotides. RefSeq lists its product as uncharacterized. NCBI's taxonomy places the organism in Eukaryota, Metazoa, Chordata, Actinopteri, Cypriniformes, Cyprinidae. The coding region runs from base 733 to 2052 and encodes 439 amino acids. The record is from RefSeq and is a predicted model, not a curated record. The transcript has 8 exons.
GGCCCCAAAAAUAUUCGGCAUGUUCAAAAAUUUCUCGGUAUCAUUACAUUAUAAAUUAAAAUUAUUCAAUAUUAAGUGGCAUCUGCAUACACAAAUGCUAACAACCAUACACAUACAUAGUCUACUUGUAUAUUUCAAAGUUGUGUGAUAUUUGUUAAGACUUUUUUGGGGCACUGUAACUGACUCGAUACUGCCAUCUACUGAAGAGUGAAAGUUCUCCUCAGUCGAAGAAAUCAAAGAAAGCUACUUCACACUUCUAGAAGCAGAAAGAGAACUGAACAUUUUAAAGAAAUGGUGGUAUGCUAACAGGUCUUCACUGAAUUCAAGUACUUAGUUUAUAAUAUCUAAUCGACAAAUCGUUAAGCAUAGGACAUUUAGGAUUAAAAUAUUUUGUGUGGGGGGGGGGGGGUCAUGAUGGAUCAUAACUAUGUUGAAAAUCUAAUUAACAAAAAAAUUAAAAUGCAGCAGUAUUCUAUGAAACUAAGAAUAUGUUGAAGCUGUAAACCGUCAUGUUGUAUAUAUUCGAAUGAUUCUGGCGGAAUGUUUGACUGGCGCAUCUCAUUAACCUCUUUAUGACAUCAUACACAAUACUUCCUUCUUUUUCUUUUCACUAUUAAAGUGACGAACUUCUGACCUGAUCGCACUGAGAAGACAAAUUCGAAGUUUAAAGCAAUUUUAACUGCACAUUUCUGCAUUUUACAAUCUGUCUUACUUGUUCACAAAUCUGUGAAGAUGCUUCGCUCUACAAUCUCAAAUUUACCGUUUUUGGAUGGCGCAGACGACAUGUUUGCGACAACGAACAAGAGCCACUUCAAACUAGUAGAUGUCAGCGUCAAGUCGCAAAGAGAUGUUGUCCUUCAGCCCGUCUCACCACUCUUCCAGCGUGAAGACCAGAAAUAUCUGGCAAAGUACCAGAGAGAGACAGCGCUGUCCUUCCCGUCUCAUCCAGCACCCCCCGUCAUAGAGCCAAACCUGACCCACUUUAACCUGCACUCAGAGGACAGGUGUGGAGACUAUGAGACCACUCAAUCUGAGUUAAAGCCCCUGCCCAAGUAUGGAGCCAAAAUAAUUCGUCCCACCACUGCAGUCAGGACAAGUCUGCCGGAGGACAAAUAUCCUGAACCCACCUAUAGGUCUUCCUACGUCAAACAUAAAGUGUCCCGGAUCUUCAGAGCAAAGCAAUCGGCGAAAACGGGUGUCGGAUCGAGUCUAAUUAUGGACAGAAGGGACAGGUUCAGAUCCAGUUAUCAUGAGCAGUUCCAGUACAGAUGGUAUCCUAGUCCUCCAGAGACAGAGAAGCAUCAAAUUCCGUAUUCAUCUGUGGUGAUGGGAGACCGAGAAAAGACAUACAAACAAACAUAUUCCACCUCAUUCGGACAGUCAGGUGACCACAGCUCGGCUGAAUUCAAAGAAUGUCUGCUUCCCAAGAUCAAGAAAUCUCGGCGCAUCAACCUUCGGGAAGUUCCUGAUGACAAAUGGACAACAAACUCAUCUGAAGAAUUUCAUGCACACAAAUGUGGCCCUGUUCACUUCGAGCGCAGAUGCCCGACUCUCAGCUCUGUGUUUAAAGGAGAGACGCUCACGUGUGACCAGCAGAGACUGUCCACAACAAACCAGUGCUUCUUCCCAAAGAUAAACCGCUCACAUUUCCCAGUGCAUGUGGAUGGAGCCAGUCUCAGGACUCUGAGCAGCGUUGAAUUUGGGAGGCCUGAUCUAGCUGGAAGCUUUUAUAGCACAGCAACACAAGAGCAGUUCCCACCAAAAGAGGCGGUCCACCCCAAACCUCCGAUCUACCCACCUAGCCAUGUGCUGUUUGAGCAAGAGCAAGAUCGGAUGCUUACAACCAUGCAAAAAGAUUUUGUCCCCCUGAACUGUAGAAGACAGAAAAUGAGCCCUAGCCAGCUUCAGCAGGUUAAAGACAGUCAUAUAAGGCCCCGGCACAGCAAACAUGACUUCAGGACAAUCCACAAUGAAGCAUUUGUGCCCAAAUCCUACUGCAAGGCAUCCCUGGAAAAGCCACCUCUACAACACGUCAGCCAUAUGGCGUUUUGAGUUGAAAAACCUCCAAAUAACAUUAAAAAGAUCUUUACUCUUUACAAAUGUCCUUUUCCGACUGUAGGCCUUUGCAACGUUCAUGCAUUAUCAGCACAAUCCAAUUAUGAUUUAAUAUUUCUUGAUGGACUUGGUGACAAACACCUGAUAAUACACACAGACUUAAAAAAGGACAAGGACAUUUGUUAAUAGGGCAGACCUUUUUUGUUUCUGACUUUAAAAUAUUAAAAGCAUGCAGUUUCAAAGCAUCACUUGUGUAUGGAUAUCCUGUGAAAUUCAUGUCAUGUUGGAAGUCCAGAAUUUGGCACAUAACAUCAUUACCUCUAUAACUACAAAUGUGAUUGGUUCUUAUCAACAUAUAAGAGGCUUGAGGCGUGUUAUGACAACAGAACAUGGCCUACUUACAAUCAAAAGGGUGUGUGUGUGUGUAACUUCAAGGUUAAAUGGCAGUCUGGAGCGCAAGGUGUUAAUGACUAUAUGAAGUGUAUCAGAAGGCGACUAACUCACAGACUUCACAUGAUAUAAUAUAUGUGUGGUAUUUAAGCCAGAGCAUGUGCAAGGUAUCAUGGGACAGUGGCAGAGGUUUUCCAGGUGAACGUGCUGCUGUCUGUCACUGAAGAGUCUCCUUGCAGGUCUGUGUUUGUGUUGGGAAAGUGGCAUGAUCCUGUAAUCAGACGGUCUGUUGAGAUGAUGGUGUCACGUCUUACUCACAACAUCUACUCUUGUUACAAGUUGCAACUUUGAACUUCACGUUUUUUGGUGUUUAUGCAUACACAUUCAAGUUCCAUUACGUUAAUGGAAUUAGGAAUAUUGUCACUAUCAUGUAAAUGUUUAUGGUUGGUCCAGACUUUUGAUAUCAUAUUUUGAAAGUGCUUCUACGUUUGCAUGUUUCUAGUUUAAAAAAUGUUUUCAUUAUGAAUUUCAAUUCAAUUCAAGUUUAUUUGUAUAGCGCU